UUGGCCACUUCAGAGUGGGAGAGGGGGAGGUGAAGACAGCCGGGCAAACUGCAUCUCUGCCAGGCUGCUUCCUUUCCUCCUUGUUUUUUCUCUGCCGGAGUAGUUUGGCAAGCCCGCUUUGGAAGCCUCUGAGCCCUUCUCACAACACCCAGGCGAGUGGGGUGUAGCACUGGCAGCCCGGCACCUGGCCCUCCCUUAGUUGUGCUAGCACAGUCCCGGGACAGGACAUGUCAAGCUGCAACAGCCCCGGGGGCCCCGCUGCCCUGGACUUUCCGGAAGUCCUGAAGUCCCUGCUGGAGUACUCCUUACCCUGGACCAACAAGAUGACAGAUAAAGAGAAAGAGAAGAUAAAGCUUGAGGAAGAUGAGGCAGCAGCUGCCAGCACUAUGGCAGUCUCGGCUUCCCUUAUGCCACCCAUUUGGGACAAAACUAUUCCUUAUGAUGGCGAGUCUUUCCACCUGGAGUACAUGGAUCUGGAUGAGUUCCUGCUGGAGAAUGGAAUUCCUUCCAGCCCUACUCACCUGGAUUUGAACCGGAAUCCACUCUUGCCUGUGGCUGAGCUGGAAGGAAAGGAGCCUGCCAGUGCUUCCACUGGUUCUCCUGCAUCAUCCUCUUCCACUGCAGUUUAUCAGCAAUCGGAAGCAGCCUCCAGCACAGAGUCCCCACCACAAAAUGAGAGAAAUACUCCUAGUCCCAUUGAUCCUGACUGCGUAGAAGUUGAGGUGAAUUUUAACCCUGACCCUGCUGAUUUAGUGCUGUCCAGUGUGCCUGGAGGUGAGCUCUUCAAUCCUCGCAAGCACAAGUUUACUGAAGAGGACCUGAAACCACAACCAAUGAUUAAAAAAGCCAAGAAGGUUUUUGUCCCAGAUGAGCAAAAGGAUGAAAAAUACUGGACAAGGCGAAAGAAGAACAAUGUGGCAGCAAAGCGUUCCCGUGACGCUCGGCGAUUAAAGGAGAAUCAGAUCACAAUUCGGGCAGCCUUUCUUGAGAAAGAGAAUACAGCCCUGAGGACGGAGGUUGCAGAGCUGCGCAAGGAAGUGGGACGAUGCAAGAACAUUGUUUCUAAAUACGAGACCAGAUACGGACCCUUUGACUUAUCUGAUUCCGAGUGAUGCAACUUUAAAGACUUUUAAAAACAAAGAAACUAAAAAGCACACAUGAAUCGCCAGUCUUCAGAGUGAGCAGUGAAAUCUAUGAUGUGUCCCAACACAAACAACUGACGAUGACCCUGCCUGCCUGCUUGCCUGCAAGUACCCCAUCUGAACUACCCAGGGCUGGGCAUGAUGAAAAGUGCAAAGUCUCCUUAAUUAUGUAUAUGGCUUUCUUAUCUGUCUUUCUCACUGUAACUAUGAACUACAGUAAGCUUACUUAUUGGGGUUUUGUCAAGACACUCAAAGUUCAUGUCUCAAAGUCUGUUGACAGCCUGUGUGAAUAGUGACUCUUUGUUUUGGCACUUGAGCAGAAGAAAAUAGGGAGUUUUAAAUGAAAGUGUAUAUAUUAAGAACUGCUAUAUUUUAAGACUUUUCUCUGCAGUAGAAUGAAUUUUAUCUAAUACUGCAGCUCAUUUCUGUUACAGUGUGGCAUCUUGUGGAGUACUGUGAAUGCAGAAUUAAAGAUACCAGGAAAACAGCAGUCUGUGAUGUGUGAGAUUUCCAGUGCAGAAAAGUACAGCAGAUGUAUUGAAACAAUCCAGAAAGCACCACAGUGUGCCAUACAAAGAGUAGUAAUGAACCUCUAUCGAAUCACCCAUGUAAUAGUAAAACACUUCGUUUGCUUUCCUGCUCCACAGCUACACUGCUAUAACUUGCAGAUUCCUUUGUUUCUUUUACAAGGCUCACUUUCUUUUAUGGUGUCUUGCUGAAACAAGAUCUAUACUUCUGUUAAUGAUUUAGCAAUCAUGGAAAAGGUGCUAGUCUGAGCUGCUGAUUCCCAUGGCUUUUGGCAGUCUGAAACUAUGAAAUGAGUAUUCACUCCAGCAAAACAAUGGCUAUUAGCUGCCAUAUUACAAUUUUCUGCCUCUUGACUACAUGAGAACUGUGGUGGUGAAAGAGUAUUUAGUUUUAUAAAACAGAUUAACGGAAACAGCCAAUGAUUUCCCUCAGUUUAAAUGGGCAGUUUAAGUCCCAAGACCCUUGUGCUGGUGUGGGAGAGUAGAUGAAAGCUUGGACAGAUUGCGGGGAUGUUUAUUGUUGUAGAAGAUGGAGGAAGUAGGUGGAAGUUCCUUUUGUAAGAGUUUCAUCAGCAUAACAAGAAUCUACUCUUAUGUUAAGGAAGCUUAAGAGCUAAAUUUGUGUGAGAAGAAGACUACUUAAUUUCUGGCAAGGUAGUACAGGGACCAUGCUUGUAGCCAAAGUGGAGCUUAUAAGAGAGGAGUUUAUUCAUGCCUGGAGAUUGAUAAACAGCAUACACCUCAAGAAAAAUAAUCUUGAAAGCUUUGAGAAGCACAAGUGCUGAAAUUGAGGCACAACUAGUUACCAGCAAAGCUCAACACUAUUAUGUUGAACAAGUAUUUUGACUUUGCAUUUACCCAAGAGAUUCCACCCCUGAUUUCAGAGCAGAAGGGCAAAGAGAAAAAGUUGGAAAGAACUUAAUGUUGUAAACUUAGUUUUAAAAAAUAAUAAAAAAAAUCUUAAACCCCAGAAUUCAUAACCAGUAUAUUGAAGGCAUAACCUUUGUAAAGAGCAUAUACAUUAGAUGCUGUUAUUGACCUAUUAUUUUUAAUGGACCGUGUUCUGAAGUCAAGAGAGUGCUUUUACUUUUGUAACCAGCAAAAAAGUUUUUUAUAUAUAUAUAUAUAUAUAUGACUGUAUUAUUAUAAUUUUGGAUUCUAAAGCUCUGAGAUAAUCUUGAGGUAUUCUCUUCCAACAAAUUAAUAGUGUAGCUCCAUGUUGCUGAAAUGUCAGCAUGUAUCUCUAUCUGCAUUAAGUAUUGCUGAUUUGGACUGAUAUCUUUGGUAUGUACUAGUUUUUGUUGUUGUUUUAUUUUGGUGAUAAAGGCCAAACCAUGGAUUUAAAAAAAAAACCCCAACAAACAAAAAACCAACAAACCCCCAAACACACCCCCGAAAAAAAACCCAAAACAAUUAAAAAAAGCCACCAAAACAAAAAAACCCAAACAGCCCUGACAGCAUGUAAAUGUAGCAACUUCAUUCUUUGCUGUGAGGGUGGUGGGACACUGGCACAGGUUGCCCAGAGAAGCUGUGGCUGCCCCCUCCUUGGCAGUGUUCAAGGCCAGGUUGGACGGGGCUUUGAGCAACCUGGUCUAGUGGAAGGUGUCCCUGCCCAUGGCAGGGGGUUGGAACUAAGUGAUCUUUAGGGUCCCUUCCAACCCAAACUAUUCUAGGAUUCUGUGAACACUUUUUGCAGUUGUUAUUUCAAAAAUUUGUUAGCUUUGAAUGGCUAUUCUUGGAAGUCAUGCUUCCUGUUCAAAUCACAAAGCUAAAGAGUAUUGUAACUGGGCAAGGAGUUGCUAAUCCUUCAUUUGGGUCUUGCUGUCUUACUGCUUUAGGAAUAUUUUCUAAAUACUUACAUACUGUAUACAGGAUUUGGUUUUUCAUUAUGUCAUAUUUUAACAGCCAAAUGCUUGGUGAGAUUAGUACGUGCAAUUCUAUUAGAUUUUUCUGUUGUGUUAAAAGCUUACACAAUGGAAACUAACAGUGAAUGUUCAUUAGAUCUUUCUUUCAGAGAAGACUGUUAGCAAACUCUUGUGCUUCCUUGUAGGACAGUGCAAAUUUGCACAUUCUGUGAUUCAUGUGUCUACGGGUUGCAAAACUGGAAAAUCGCACUUUAGGGUGAGUACGAUUUUUGUAGCUGGAAAAUUUCUUUUGUUAAGGAGCAACAUCUUUAAAGAUAAAUAAGAAGGUAGUAACUAUUUAAAGGAGUGUAGGUAUUGCCAGACAAAAAAUUAUGUGCAAUGCUGAAUUCCUUUCUCAGUUUUGGCAGUCUCAGGAAGUUAAGCUUACUGCUUCAGAGCUCUCUGUUCCUCUCAGAACUAUUAACUAUAUAAUCUUAUUUCUUUGACUAGUUUGACAAUCUGUAAGUGAUAAUUUGGGUACAUUUUCACAGCGGUUAUAAGACGACCAAUAUUCUUUUAGCUCAAUUUGAACAUUAAAAGUCGCUGAAUUGACACUGUUAGAGUCUGAAGUUCUCUAGCCUUGAAACAUGCUCUGUAGAGGCCAUAAGUGUGCCUGAUGCCAAUGUACCCCAUUCCAGCCAUAAAGGGACCAUCUCCAAUGGGAGAGAAUUAAAGGGAGUGCACCUUUCAGCAUCACUGCAGGGAUUGCCAGUAGAGGGAGCAGUUUUUGACACAGCUGUACGUUCAUUAGGAAGUGGAUUGACACCAAACAGCCAUUUCACAGUACUAACUUUGAAAACUGUUGAUGAGGUUUGUGGACAGUGAGUGUUGUCUUAUUCUACAGAAUAAUGAUGCACAACAUUUAAUGCAUUACUGCUUUCAUACAUGGUCUUUUAAUCUACAUGUAGUUAUAUCUCCUUAUAAUAAUGUGUUUUGUAUUUAAAAAUACAAAAGCCCCAGAAGCUUAAUCUUUCACCUGUUGUCAAGAUCUGCUCCCACUGAAGCUAGUAACAAAAAUCUCUAACUCUCACAGGAAAAAGUCUUUACUCUCACAUGGGUAUCAUAAAGUUUUAGCAAGCACUGGAGUCCAGGGUGUCUUUGCUUUACUCUGGAGAAUUCUGUGCUGGGAUCCAGGCGGAUAUAUUGCGGAUUGCAGGUGUAAUUUUGGUAAUUUGUUUGCUUGUUCAUUAACACAGUUAGUGAUAUUCAGAUAGUCUGAAUUUUGCCCUGUGUGGACAGGUGAAAAAGUAGUGUACUAUAAACUUGCACUGGGAGAAGAAAUAUUUUUUAAAAGAAAAAGAUACGUGGCUUUUUGCAGUUCUUCUAGUAAUGUUUUAUGUCUUUUCUGACAAUUCAUUUCCCUGCUGUGCUGUUUGAAAGCCCAAGGUGUUUUAGCUGUAGAAAUCACUUUCAGUGUUAUCUGCAAGACUGCUACUGAUUGUACCAAAUUCAUUUCAAGUUAGGAGGUGCAGUGGAAGGCCAGCAGCUUUUGGAAUACUGUAAUAAAACCACUUUGUGGAAAAAUAUUUUUGUGUAGACGGCAGAAAUAAUGGACUUGCACAGAAGAGAAUAUUGCUGCUUCAACCUUGUAAGCCUUUUCAGCAUAACAAGGCUUUGUUCCUUGUGAUCAGAUGCCUUCAUUUUUAGUGAGAGUGGAGGUAUUGUGGACCUUUGUAAAAUCCAGAUAGGCUUUUCUUCACCUGUAUGGUUUUAGCUGCUGAGCACAAGAUGAGAAAUGCAAAUUUGUCUUAAUGUGUAAAUCUCACAUUUUUGGCAACCUACAUCUUAAAUCCCUAAACAGCAAAAUCACUUGUUAAUGCUAGUGUUUUGCUUUUGCAGCACUACAAGACGCUGGCUAACUUUCUAGAUUUUCAAAUAAUUACUCUGGUCUGUAUAUCUGCCACUGUAACAUGGUGAAGAUAGAUAAACUCACGAUGAAAGACUGGGAAAGAGGUAGAAAGAAUCGACUUAACUAAAGUUCUGUGGAGAUGAUAACAUAACACUAAUUGAGAAAUUACAAUUACUUAAUUCAUGAUAAUGCAAAUUUAUCAUACAGAAUGUAUUUUGUUAGUUGAUAGUGUGCUAUUCCCUAGUGAGUCACUUUUGGAAUGCAAACUUCUUGAAGUUCAAGCAGCUACAGGAGAAAGGAAAUCCUUUGAGGAAGAUAUACAUACAGUAUAGGUAAACAUACUUGGCAAGGAGAGUAAAGAAUGAAAACAGGAAGAGUAAUUCAAGAGGCUGACCUCAGCCAGAUUGCUGAAACUGAAGCCUCACUGUUUACAAUUUUAAAACAAUUUGGUUCUCCUCCGUUUAGCAGCAUACAAAAAAUAUGUACUUGUUUAGAUUUGGGGGAAUUUCCUUUUCUUGAUCUCAUUUCCACAGUCUGGAAAAAAGUGAAAGGAAUAUACAGACAGGGAGGAGAGUUACUGCAGAAAGGCAUGAAAAAAUAGCUAUUGCUUUAACUAAGUGCACUGUUGCACUAGGACUUGACCUGCCGAUGUGAACUGAUAGUGCUGUGUUGUGAAGAAAUUACUAUCUGAGGUCCCAUUAUUUUAAGGCCUCAAUUCUGUUGUCACUUCUGCAUGGAAUGAGCCUUGUAUCUGUAGAGAACCAUGUGGACUUCAUGGGAUCUGUUCUUGAAUAUGAAGCUCUGCCCAGGCAGUCAGAUGCAGAAUUGUGUCCUUAACACACAAUCAGUUGUAGUUAAUAAGGCUGUUGAUAUUAAGUGUAAAUUGGGUGCCUGUUACAUAGCUAAAACCCUCGUUACUUCAUUUUCCCAAUUAAGGCAUGAGCAGAAGCCCUUUGCUGUACAACAUCUGUAAAAAAAAAAAAAUGUACUUCACAUAUGUCUAGUAAAUUAAGGCAUGUGAUUUUGGUCUGUGGGUCUCAACAAACUUUGCUUGUGUACCUGCCUGAAUGUUUUCUUAGAUCUGCAGCUAUGUUUUAGUGAGAAGGUAUGGUGGGAUUUGUUUUCCUGAGGGGUCACAAUAGCAGCUUUCAUCUGUCAUGCUGCAGAUGGCUGCUUGCUACUGGCCAGGAUCAUGGAUGGAUGCAUCCUCUGCACUUUUAUGUGAAGUUGUCUGAAAUAUGGUGAUUAACCUGAUUAUUGGAAUACUGUAUUUUGUAUAACUUAGAACAUGUAAAUACACUUUUAAAACUAAUCUGUUCUAUGAAGUAAUAAAUAAGUGCUUCCAUUGUAAUAUCUGAAUAUUGUUAAUGCUUCAUGUAGCUUGAUUUGGGAUUAUUUUUUUCCUAGAGAACUACAGAAAUCAAAACAAAGAUUGAUGUUGUGGAAUCUAGCCUAGUUGUGAUGCUUUCUAUCAACAAAACAUGUUUUAAAAUUAAUAAUGAGCUACUUAAGCAGAGAAACUGAGAAUUUGAGGGAAUUGAUUCUCUUCCAGUCUUUCUUUAACAGUAGUCACUGAUUACAUUCAUAAUUGUACUCUUCCCAUCCCAUUAGCUGGACAGUUGAUCUGUUUUUUGUGAGUAGCGAUUUGGAAAGUGGCGAUAUUAAAUUAUUUGUAAAGUUUAGUGAUUGAGGAAAACUAAAGUGUUUUUUGGGUUUUUUUUAAACUAUUCAUUCUUGGCUCAAAUAAAUCUGUCUCCACCCUUCAGCCAGACUGCAGGAAGUUGCAAAGAAACAGUGAGUGACUGUUACUGAUGCUCAUUUGUAAUCUAGAUAGUCUACAUGUUUAUUAGUUCUAUUAUGUACAUAGAUGAUGCAGGUAUCCUGUUGUGGUGUGGAGAAAGUGAUUAAUGACUUGAGGUUUUGCUGAGUAUGUGUUCACUGGAUGCUGCACAGUUGGAACUUUCAUCAGCUUUCAUGACCUUUUCUAUCUCAUGUUAAAAGAAAAAAUCAAAACAGUGGAGUGAGAAUCAUGAGCAGUCUGCUAGGAAAUAUGAACACUUGGGUUUUGAGGAGGAGGUGAGAUUGAUCCAUCAGCCUUCAUCCAAAGAGAUUAGCCUGUGAUGACACUUUCUUCAGCCAUAAUGUAACUUCUUUGUCUUUAAUGCUGUACUGGAGCAGUGUUCUCUCUGGUAACAGCUGCAUCUGCAUCUUGCAUAAAUGACAAAGCCACAACAUCUUCUGUAGUGGGCAGAGAUGGUGGCAUAUCUUUCUUCUUUUUUUUUUUUUUUUUUUUUUUUGUGUCUCUAAGCUGUGAAAUAGCUAUGAAACAACUAAAUAUAUGUGCAAGUUAUUCAGAAAACUCUGUUCCUGUAAAGCUUGUUCAGAGAUAGUUUUUAACUAAAUAGUUUGAGGGAACUCCUAUCUGCUAUAUUUGGCCUGAAAUUCUGUUGCCUCUUGGAUAAAAGUAUUUUUUCGGCUUCAGAUGUGACACCGAUCUGUCCCAUUCAUUCAGUGGGAUGGAUGGAUGGAUGGAUUAUAAAUCUGAUCUUAGUUUUACUGCAUGUUAAGUUGUUUAAUCUCUUGGAUAUCUACUCCUUGAGAUUGUCUAUGUAUUUCCUGUAAAUGUAACUGCUUUUUGAAGCAGUCCAUCAAGUGCAUUUGAGAUCAUCCUGACUGAAAGAUUCUAUAGAAGUGAAAGAGAUUAUAAAGAUUGUAAAGCGGCUGGGUAAAACUGUGUUGCCAUAAAUGGUUUUAAUUUAUAUAUGAAUCUUUUGUCCCAAACUGCUUAUUUUGUACAUAAACCUACACACUCCUGGCAGCUGAUGGGUGAAAAUAAAGGUGCUUAAACAGCAAUCUGAUGAGGAAAGGGCAUUUCACUGUUGCAGAGUUGGUAUUAUUUUAUAUUUCCAUUUAUUACACUUUUUUAAAUGUAUAAACCACAGAUUUGAAUUCUCAAAGUCUUCAGCUUGGAUUUUGUGAGUAAUUUAAAUCUUCUCACCUCUCUGCUCGUAACUGGUUUUUAAGGAAAAAGAAAAAAAGCUUUUGUUUAAAAUGUAAAAUUUUGACUGUAUUAAAUUCUGUUAGUACCCUUCCUUUUUAAGAAAUAAAAUGUAUAUUCCA
Athene cunicularia (burrowing owl) is the source of this 8542-nucleotide messenger RNA. It is a transcript of the gene TEF, whose product is annotated as TEF, PAR bZIP transcription factor. Gene Ontology annotation, molecular function: DNA-binding transcription factor activity, RNA polymerase II-specific; RNA polymerase II cis-regulatory region sequence-specific DNA binding. The record is from RefSeq and is a predicted model, not a curated record. NCBI's taxonomy places the organism in Eukaryota, Metazoa, Chordata, Aves, Strigiformes, Strigidae. The transcript is spliced from 5 exons. Gene Ontology annotation, biological process: regulation of transcription by RNA polymerase II. Gene Ontology annotation, cellular component: nucleus. Bases 228 to 1112 code for a protein of 294 amino acids.